AUGUCUAUGCUGUUUUCAUUGGCAUACAAAAGAAAGUAUGUCUUGCAAUGCGUUCUAAUCUUUUUCACGCUCUACUGUUGUUUGCGACGUAUCUCUCAUAAGCCCAAAGGUGGGAUUCCAGUUGUUAGGGAUCUUGAUCCGUCUUUGAAAUACACAUUCACGAAGAAGCUCAAGGGUAAACCAUUUGAUUUCCAGUUCUUUAAGCUGAAGGUGGAUUUCUUAUCAGAAGACGCUGGCGCUAAGAUUAUUUCGCAAUCGAAGACACUAACACAUCUUAAAAGUAUUCAAAAUAGCGACAGGAAUUCGUAUCUUCUGGCCCCUUGUCAGAACACGGAUUGGUUUAUACUGUCCUUUCCAGAAAGUAUAUCAAUAAAACAUGUGGCCUUCAUUUCGUAUGAAUAUUAUGCAUCGACCUAUAAAAUUAUCCGCAUUUCUACGUCGCUGGUUUAUCCAAGCGAUAAAUGGCAUGUUUUGGCUGAAAUUGAGACGGAGAGGGGGCAAAGUGAGGUAUUCGAUAUCUCACCUCUCUGCGAUAAGGGGGAUCAUGUCGGUUGCUGGGCAAAGUACAUGAAAGUCGAGUUGCUUGAUUACCAUCGGUUCGAAUACAACUACUACUGUUCAUUGACUAGCAUGAAAGUUUACGGUAGCACGGCAGUAGAUGUGUUGGAGAGUGAAAUCACAAACGGUAGUGGUGUUCAUGACAAAAGGGGGCAAAAUCCGGAUGAGUUCAAUGCCCCAAGUGAAAUGAGACGCCAGUUGCCUUAUAUUGGCAUGAGUGAAUUUCAGAACACUACUCCUGAUGCGGCACUGACAAAGAACCAGCGUAUAUUCCUCGACAAGAGGACUUAUAAGAAACCGAUCCCCAUGUCCAAAUCCAGGGUAAUCGCUCGUAUAACCAUCGGGGAGUCUUUGUAUGUGUUUAUGAUGCGUCUAGCAGCUAAGAAUUGUGGUUGUGGCCGAAAUAAACUUUUGUACCGACGGAUGUCCCGAUUUAUGCGAACUAAUCGAUGUCGUAUGCACAAUGUGAUGACGGUACUGGAUGGCAGUGUGCAAUGUCGUGGUUAUCGUUCUAUAUGGUGUUCAAUCGGAUGGAACAUGAUGUACAAAGUGUGUUUGCCUUUGAAUCAUACAUGGUUUGAGGCUGUUGUAUACACGGCCAUUAGGAAGGGUAUAAUCAAGCAGCAGUUACGUAGGGCAUUCAAUUCGAGGAUUCACUCGCCAUUACUUCUGUGUGUCCGCCAUAAUACGUUUUUAGGCAUGUAUUACUGCUAUUCUAACUUCUCGUACACUUCAUUUGCAACUCUAACGUCUACAGAGACAAUCGUAGGUUUUGUACCCACACGAAGACGAGGUAUACCCUUGAAACGGCUGUAUGUGUUUUAUCCUAAUCAGGCGUUAAAGGGAAUGGUGCCAAUAACUUCAAAAGUUGUUUCGCAUGUGUCCAAACGAAAUGGUUUAGUGAGGGGAACGCACUUCAUCCUCUCCGAUGAAUCCAUUGCAUCGGCUACAGUGUCAAGUGGGAUUUGCAAGUUGACUCUACAUACUCAUGCCAUCAAACAUGCAUGUAGUGUGUAUUACCUAAAUGAUUCGAUUUUUAAAUCAUAUGUGUUCUACACAGGCAACAUUGUGAUGCGGGUGACAAAGAAUUUAAGGUUACUGACGUUAAUUGCCUACUCCGCAUAUGGUGGCAAUGUGCUUUCGAAAAUCGUUCCGGCAAUUACAAAGCACGAUGUAGCAUCAGAUGAUUCUACUCUUCACUUAUUUGAAAGCAGCGAUGCUUUUGCUUGGAAUAGCAUUCAAAAUGAACAAAGCGGCGUGAUUGACAGCCAAUCAAAUACACUUAAAAAGUCUCCGACGCACAAGCAUGUAUUGUUGCAAAUAUCAGAACGGGUUAAAGCUCUCGAAAUCCUUUCAAACGAUCUUAACGAGAGGACUCAUCACGUUAAAAGGGUGCUGGACACUCAUGUAGAUCAAUUGCAUCAUUUAACAAAGAAGUUGCAAGACAUAUUGUGUCCACUACACAAUAUCGGCAGAUGGGGUAAAUACUUUCAAAAGGAACAGGAAUCUUUGCUUCGAUCGUGGGGCAUGAAAAGUUUUCAAAUAGUAUACUCCAAGAGAUUAUCAAAAGGGUCUAUCAUGGUUCAGGGAUGUGUUGAAAGCGAUCUGUCGGCCAUAUUCUCUAUGUGCACUUUACUGUUGAAGGAAGGCAACUCCGUACAUAGUAUUAUACAGGAUAAUAUAUGCCCUAUAGAUCGAGUUAUCCCGCAUCAAACAAAAGGGGUCUGUAGGUGGGUUGUGCCAGUGACGCGUAUCAGUCUUUUCAUGGCAAUUAUGAAGCGUACCAAGCUGAUUAACUGUUGUCGAAGAUUUGGGUGCCAGUGCUUAAAUCCAGCAUCUUCAUACACGAAUCGUGUGUUAUGGAUGCCACAUUUCACUAAGAAUACAGACGCAAGGUGGAGAUAUGGUAUUAUGGAUAAAAUGUAUUUAUGGGUCGACGCAUCUCUGAGUUCUGUAUUUAAACCCAUAUAUAGGAUUAUAAGCGUCCUGUGUGAUCUCGUCUUCAACAUAUAUACUUUGUUUGUCUGUUUGCUGAUAACGCAGUUUUUCUGGGCAUACCGAUAUCGCAAAAUUAAAACCCUUGUAUUCGAUAUACGCAAUAAAAUCCGCGGCAAUAUUUUUGAGUAA
This is a messenger RNA of Babesia bigemina, 2685 nucleotides long. RefSeq lists its product as hypothetical. Gene Ontology annotation, cellular component: cytoplasm; membrane. The transcript has a single exon. Bases 1 to 2685 code for a protein of 894 amino acids. The record is from RefSeq and is a predicted model, not a curated record. NCBI's taxonomy places the organism in Eukaryota, Apicomplexa, Aconoidasida, Piroplasmida, Babesiidae. Gene Ontology annotation, biological process: protein folding in endoplasmic reticulum.